Messenger RNA from Dioszegia hungarica, 1164 nucleotides. RefSeq lists its product as uncharacterized. The transcript has 5 exons. The record is from RefSeq and is a predicted model, not a curated record. Bases 1 to 1164 code for a protein of 387 amino acids. NCBI's taxonomy places the organism in Eukaryota, Fungi, Basidiomycota, Tremellomycetes, Tremellales, Bulleribasidiaceae.
AUGGACGAGCUAUACCACGCCCGCCUCUCUGCGCACCCGCACGAGCCCUCGGAACCGCAUCAACCUCAACCCGCGCCCGUCCCUGUCCAGCUGCCCAACAUAUACGUCAACCCCUUCCCGCCUCCUCCGCCUCCUCAGCCGAGACGCUACCCCUCGCCGCCGAUUAUCCGACGACAGAUACCCCCGCCUGUCAUCCCAGGACCGGCGUACGUAUCGAACAUGAUGCGCUUCGGUCCAUUCACUUUCGUCAAGCCACACCCUCUUCUGUGGAUCAGCCUGUUCAUCAGCCUCGUAGCGCUAGUCCUGGGUGUUCCGAGAGGGUCUCUUCCUACCUUGACGGGCAGACACAAGGAACUGCGGGCGAGAGAGAAGAUCGUCGACGAAAAGCUCAACCUCAUCUCCCACCUUUCCCACUUCCUACCUCCGCCUUUGGCGCAUCUCGUCCAUCCCGAUACCACCUCAGCGGGGCUGAAGGGGAAUACCUGGGCGUCAAGCCAGCACGCAGGACUACGAUUCUGGAAUGGGCGCUCCCAUGCCGGCGUGCGCCCAGGGACGGAGGGGCGAUGGUGGUCUGUCGAAGAGAUGGGUGAGGGGGCCAGUGUUGUGCGGAGCAGUAGUGGCGCAAGGGGCGAUGCGUCAGAGAAGGAGGUUUGGGUGUUGAGGAUGGGUGAGACGGAUGAUGCGAACCGUCCCCUCCUCUCGGCACUCACCCACUCCCUCUUACUCCGGGACAAGCUCCAACAAGACCUUGGCGAAGCUCGUUCGCGUACUCAGGCCGCCCUCGAAGUCUCUACCGCGCUCAGCACCGUCUCCACUCCCAGUGCCCAGCUACCACUCGCGCUGGGCCACCGUCACGCGGAGAGGGAAAAGCAGACUGAAGUGCUGCAGGAAGAUUGGGAGAGGCUCGAGGUACGCCGGAAGCGAGACAAGGAGCGGGAGGGGGAGGUGGAGGAGAGGGAGAAGGCGGUGGGUGCGAGGGAGAAGUGGGUCGUGGAGGAGAUGAGGAAGAUGAGUGAGAAGGUUCACUCUCAAGCCACCGAGCUCACCCUCGAGGACCGCAUCACCGCGCGGCUCAAGUCGUACCAGCGGCAACUAGCCCACCUCCAGUCAGGCUCCUCUCCCGACAGUGCUCAUCACGGACAAGGCGGAGAGAGGGACUCAUAG